UAAUUUUAACAUAAUUUAUGAACCCUCGCCCUGUCACGGAUCGAUUAUAUCGUCGUAGGGCGCUCCAUGUCCACACGGUCUCGCGUCGGCGUACAGGCGCGGCAGACAGACAACGCAAGUUUCACCACGCGCUCGUAGAUCGACAACGUUACACCACGUUACACUACGUAGCGCCUGCCCGUGAUGAUGAUGAUGACGACGACGGUGGUGGUGGUGAUAGUAAAGAAUAAAUACGCGUUGUGUACAUACGCGUACUGAUGAUGCUCUGUAGUGGACCCUUGUCUCUCUGAUGACAAACAAUAAUAAUACUAAUAAUGGGAGCUCGCAGAUCGCUGCCGACGCCGUGAUGUGUUCGUUGUACUGUACACACCAUUUCGUCUACGCGUCCUGGAAGUGGCUGAGCUGAAAUGUAAGGAGACUGAAACCUUCAUUCCCCGACGAUGAUGGGAGUAAAGGCUGGGGAGGUGACGGAGUGGGGAGAGGAGAGGGAAGAGGGAGCCAUCUACACCGUCUGUCUCCGCCGGGUCCACAUCACACAGGGCCUGAGCAAGGGGGCACGCUGGCUCGGGGCGGUUGAGAGCGGCGAGGAGGGCGGCGGCUUCGUGGAGAGUCGCUCGGACACGCACCGAGCGCGCGUCCUGCGCGCCGCCACGCUCGAGCGCCUGGUGGAGCACCUGCUGGCGUCGCGGCGCCUGCACGACUCCUCCUUUGUCACCGUCUUCCUCGCCACCUUCCGCACCUUCGCCACGCCGCUCCGCGUCCUGCAGAUGCUGCUCGACAGGUUCGCCACCCUGCAGGGCCUCGUGAGCGCCGAGGAGCUGGAGCAGAGCCAGGCCCAGGUCGCGACCGAGGAGCUCAACGGGUGCCUCUGCUCCAUCCUGGGGGCCUGGCUGGACGGCUACGGCGAGGACUUCCGCGAGCCGCCCGACUUUGAGAGCCUGCGGCUGCUGCUGUCACACGCGGCGCACUCGCUGCCCGGCUCGGACGUGGAGCGGCGCGCCCACGCGCUCCUCGCUCAGCUGCAGCAGCAGCCACAGCAGCCGCAGCAGCAGCAGCAACAGCAGCAGCAGCAGCAGCCGGGCACUGCGUGGAGGAGCUCCGGAGCCGUGGGUCCGUGGCCCGCGGGGGAGACGCGCCCGGACUUCCUGUCGUUCCCCGCCGACUUGGUCGCGUUGCAGCUCACCUUCAUGGACGCCGAGCUCUUCAAGCGCGUGGUGCCGCACGACUGCCUGGGCAGCGUCUGGUCACGCCGGGACCUCUGCGGCGGCGGCGGCGGCCGCUCGGGGUCAGUGAGAGCCACCGUGCGGCAGUUCAACGCCGUGGCGGGGUGCGUGGUGUCCACCGUGCUGGACGGCGCCCUCGCUCGACCCGCUCACAGGGCCAGGGUCAUCCAGCGCUGGGUGACCGUCGCGCAGGAAUGCCGCCUGCUAAAGAACUUCUCGUCGCUGCGUGCGGUCGUCUCUGCGCUGCAGUCCAACCCCAUCUACAGGCUCAAGCGCACCUGGGCUGUGGUGGCGAGGGACACGAGCGCGCUGUUUGAGGAGCUCUCCGACAUCUUCUCGGGAGACAACAACCACCUGAACAGCCGCGAGUUGCUCCUCAAGGAGGCGAGCUCCAAGUUCGCGACGCUCGACAGCCACAUCAAGGACAACCACAAGAAGGUGCAGAAGCGCCUGCAGAUGCAGAAGGACACGGGCGCUGUGCAGGGAACUGUCCCUUACCUGGGCACAUUCCUCACCGACCUCACCAUGCUGGACACCGCCCUGCCUGACCACGUGCAGGGAGGACUGAUCAACUUUGAGAAGAGGAGACGGGAGUUCGAGGUGAUGGCUCAGAUCAAGCUGCUGCAGUUGGCGUGCAACAGCUACAGCCUUCGCCCCGACGAUCGCUUCCUCGCCUGGUUCCACAGCCAGCCGAGCCUCUCCGAGGAGCGGAGCUACUUGUUGUCGCGCCAGCUGGAGCCGCCCGUGGAGAGCACGCUGUCCCCGUGCCCCCGCAAGAAAGUGAUCCGUCACUUCAGCGGCAGGGUGUUCUCGGGGGCUGAGUCUCCGUUCCUGGCGGCCGAGGGGCGACCCAGGGUGCGGCGCUGCCAGUCUGGCCGUGCCGGCUCCAGCGGCAGCGCCUCGGAGGGGGAGGCCCCCCCCCCCACGCCGCCCCCCACCUCGCAGGCGGCCCCACAAAUCCGCACGAGCGGCUCGGAGCCGGAGAUCCGCAUCUUUGUGAUGCCGCCCGGCACGGAGGGGUCAGAGUGGGACGACACGGACGCGGCUCCAGGGGGCGGCUCGGACGCAUCGCUGGCUCCUCCCGCCCCGACGCCGGCGUCCCCCGAGAGGAGUCCCCGGGCCGCGGCCACUGCGGCCGCCGUGGACGGGGCCACGCUGGCGGCCCCUUGGCCGAGGCCGGCGGGGACGCGGGCGCACAAGCGCUCGGGGUCCGACGUGCCGAGCGCCGCUCGCGCCGCCUCGUCGCCCGCGUGCAGCCGCCGCUCGGAGGGGGAGUGCAUCGUGCGCGUCAGCCUGGAGAGGGCCAACGGCAACCUCUACAAGAGCGUGCUGCUGACGAGCCAGGACAAGACGCCGGUGGCCAUCCGCAAGGCCAUGACCAAGCACAACAUGGAGGCCGAGAAUCCGGAUGACUUCCUGCUCGUGCAGGUCAUCGGCGAGGGCAAAGAGUUUGCGAUCCCGGACGGCUCCAACGUCUACUACGCCAUGGUCACCUCGCCCAGCUACAACUUCAUCCUGCGCAAGCGCUCCUCGGGGGGCCGACGGGGGGGGGCACCCUCCUCGCGACCCGACCACUCCACCUCCUCCUCCUCAUCCACCUCCUCAUCCACCUCCUCCGCCGCCGCCGCCGCCGCGACCCCACGGGCCCACGCCAGCGCCCGCGCCGCGCUGGCCGAGACGUUCUCGCGCCUCACGCUCUGAGCGGCCGCCCCGGCUGCCGCCAGCAGCAGCAGCAGCAGCGUCGGUUCUUUCUGUUUUAAUCCACGGGCACAAGACGGAGCCACGCCGGUUUCCGGCCCGGCUCGGCCCGGCAGACGGCCGAGCGGAAGACCGCCUCGUCGUAGCGCGAGGUGGGGGGGGGACACCCGCUCGCCGGCUGGUGCUCGCCGGCUGGUGCUCGCUUGUGGCGGCACGAGCAGCGGUGGCCGGUGGGGACG
This is a messenger RNA of Petromyzon marinus (sea lamprey), 3160 nucleotides long. NCBI's taxonomy places the organism in Eukaryota, Metazoa, Chordata, Hyperoartia, Petromyzontiformes, Petromyzontidae. The record is from RefSeq and is a predicted model, not a curated record.